Molecule: messenger RNA, 3340 nt
Organism: Carassius auratus (goldfish)
Lineage: Eukaryota; Metazoa; Chordata; Actinopteri; Cypriniformes; Cyprinidae
Gene: tmem222b
Product: transmembrane protein 222b
Exons: 7
Coding region: 127-864 (245 amino acids)
Source: RefSeq, a predicted model, not a curated record
UUUCCAUUGAUGGUGUGUGGUCUGCAGUAGCCAAAGGGACUCCGGAAACGCGCCGCUCGCUCGCGUCGCCCGCGCGCUGCAGAUCCAGGAAGCGGAACGAAUGAAGUUCAUUUCUCACAGCUGGUGAUGGCGGAUGCUGUCGAAAUAGAGACCAUGAAGAAUUAUAACAUAGCGUUUGAGAGGAUAGACCCGAGCAUUAGCCGCUACCCCUACUGUAUUGUAUGGACGCCAAUCCCCGUGUUAUCAUGGCUCUUUCCUUUCAUCGGCCACAUGGGGAUUUGCACCUCCACUGGGGUGAUCCGCGAUUUUGCAGGUCCAUACUUUGUCUCAAGUUCACAGUCAGGGCAACUCUAUCUGAGUGAAUGGAGGAUCCAACCGCUUGUGCAGAAGAAUCCUGACGAGCUGCUCAAACAAAAGCAAAGUUAUCAUGGUACCGGAGCUCCACAGCAGUUCUCUUCAGGAUUGGACAAUAUCCUAGAGACACAUCUCUGCCAGACAGGAGCAAAAGUGAAAUGUGAGGAUAACAUGGCAUUCGGAAGACCGACAAAGUACUGGAUGUUAGACGUCAGUAAGGUGUAUGCCAGUGGAUCUAACGCCUGGGACACAGCCGUUCACAACGCAUCAGAAGAGUACAAACAGAGAAUGCACAACCUUUGUUGUGACAACUGUCACUCGCAUGUGGCCAUGGCCCUGAACCUGAUGCACUACGACAACAGCACCUCGUGGAACAUGGUGAACCUCUGCCUGCUGUCGCUCAUCCACGGCAAACACGUCAGUUGCGUAGGCUUCCUGAAGACCUGGCUUCCUUUCUGCAUCUUGACCAUUGUGAUCGUGGCUGUGACUCUGUCUCUAAACCUGCGAUGACCCAGCGUGGUCACACACAGACGCACGGGCUCGCCACCCAUCAGAGACCCGUCACUCCAGCUCCAGCAGGACUCCAGUGAACGUCCAGCUCUUCAGAGCAUCGAGGAGCUCAACAUCCAAAAUCAAACGCUAGACCUCUUCGUCUUAGGGUAGAGACAGCAAACACGCCAUGGCGUCUACAUCUUGUGGUGAUGUACGAAACGCUAUUCUCAAAACCUGUCUUCCAAAGGGGGUUGGAGGGUUAUGGUGCUCUUUUAUCGUUUGGUUAGACUUUGAUCUCCAAACUUUAACUGCUGUUUAGGAAAUAUAACACUAUAACUUGUAUAUAAAUAUAUUUUAAAUAUAACUUGAAUAUGAAUUUCUAAUGAUGCUGUGUUCUUUCUGAGAACAUAGUUUAUUGCAGAAACAAUGCAUUGUAUAUUAAGAUACUCUGGAAGAUGGAUUUCCUUUUAAAAGUCUUACUAUCAAUACGAAAGCUUAUUUCAAUUAACACUUUAUUUUAGAAGUACCCUUUUAGUCAUUUUACUGGCAACAUAAGCAGCUUUUAAUAUUGUAGCUUGGCAUGCUUUAAAGUGUAAUUGUUUUUUUUUACAAAAAUUGAAUUACUAAUGGAGAUUAGCAUUCAAAAAUGGCUAGUUAAUCAAUUAGCAAAUCUUGUUCGCAUUACGUAUUGAAAAGCAGUCUUUGGCCAGCUGUUAUUGUUAUUGCAUUAAUUUACUAUUAUUAUAUUGCAUUAUAAACCAUUAUGAAAUUGCCUUCUCAAGUUGAAUGUGAUGCAUUUAAAAAAGUGUAAAAUGUAGCUAUAGGACUUGAUUUUAUCCAUUGGGAAUUGAUUGAAUUAGGAAAGAAAGCAUGCAUUCCAUCGCAGAAAAGACCAGACGUGAACACGAAGGCCUUGGUGAAGUCUGUGUGACAGUUGUUUCAGUUCUUUUGAGGAAAGGUUAUGAAGACAGACAUUUAGUUUUCUAAAAUGCACUAAUAAAUCCUGCACAGUAAGACCAGGAAUGAAGGAAAGUAAACGAUGCCUUUAAUACGUCUUUGUUGUCCUGAGGAACACUUGAUUCACAUUGCAGGGGUUUUGGAUGUUCUGUUUGAAAGCUUUACUCUUUCAAUCUUGAACUAUUAAAUGAUAUAUUUAAUGUUUCCGUUGUUUGUUUUCACAAGUAUUAUCACGGGUAUUUUGUUAUGUUGACUAUUGACUUGGUAUUAUGGCACAAUAUGCCUAGUCUAACAAUCAUAUCACAUCUAAAAAAAUAAUAAUAAUGAUAAAGGAUAACGUGAUUUAUGUUCUAUGUAAGGUUCAGGAUUUGAACAUUGCUCAUCAAUCGCUGAAAUCUGUCAAGCACACAUCCAGGUCAUUAUUUCACCCCAAAAUCAAAAAGAAAAAUGGCUGAAUAAAAAAAAAAAGAAAUUAAUCUUGUUUUAAUAUCUUUUGCAAGUGAUAUUAUUGCAUGGCAUUUAAACACAGUUCCUACUGUAUAAUGGAGUUAUUCAUUAUUUUAAUAUACGAUUAGAUAAAUUUUAUUUAUACAUCACUGUAGUACUUGCAGGACUGCUUUAUUUUUAAUGCAGUAUUUUUAUUGUAACAAUAGUAGAAGCUGUAUGUGGAGGGAACUUUUUUUUUUUAACAGGCUUCUUUUUUUAUGUACAAAGUAUAGUUUUAUUUCCUUCUGAUUUGGGUUGUAAAUGUGGCCUGUUUUUGUGAGAUUCACUGUUCAUCUGAAUUGCUUAAUUAGUGUAGAAUUGGGAAGAAAAUUUAACCUGGGGUCAAAAUGGGCUCUCAAAAAUACUGCUGUUUUUAUUGUAAUUGUAGUCAAACUUGUAACUAAUGAAAGUAAAAUUAAUGUUUUCAUUAUCUUGAAAAUCUUUCUGCUAAUCACAAGCUGUAUUUUAUACAGAAUAUAUUUUUGUUUGUUACUGAUUUUAGGUGCAAGUGUUUUACUCGUUUGGUGUAUAAUCAGAAAGAAAAAUAGGCCCAAAGUCUGACUGAGUGAAAUCUAAUCUUAAUUACUUGAAUCCAGAGCACAGCACUCUGUUAGUUUGUCUCAACUGUAUUCAUGAACUGAUCGAAUCCUAGACCUCUUCUCUUCUCUAUUGCUCUCUUCUCACAUUUGUCCUUCUCCUUCCUCUCUUCACACUCUCUCAGUCUUUGGAAGUGUUGCCCAGAGCAGCAGGUAGUCAAGUGUGUGUUGUGUUGGUGGAGUGUCUUCAGAUGGGCUUGUGUGUGUGUGUGUGUGUGUGUGUGUGAGAGAGAGAGAGAUUUGAUCACAUUAGAGAUCCUGUGUGAAGUGUGAUGUUCUUACUGACAGCUUUCCUGUCUUCAAAGACGUGAACUAGUGGAUCAGAAGCACGUUUGACUGUUUAGGUCAUCACAGCAGCCCAGCGCUUCCCAUUUCCUCUCUGAAACUCUGAAAACAUUUUUUUAGCUUGCAACAAUGUUACCAGGAAUUAAUCCAGAUCUACAUGUUUACAAGCU